Molecule: messenger RNA, 920 nt
Organism: Galleria mellonella (greater wax moth)
Lineage: Eukaryota; Metazoa; Arthropoda; Insecta; Lepidoptera; Pyralidae
Exons: 1
Coding region: 110-871 (253 amino acids)
Source: RefSeq, a predicted model, not a curated record
AACAAGGAAUUGUGUAAUUUACUAGCUCUGUAACACUUUGGAUUAUUAAUUCCCUAAAUACUCUCACUUUCAAAAAGAAAAGAAAAGAAGAAAGCUUGAUACUAUUAAUAUGGAUCUGUAUGCAAAAUUGAGUUCUAACAUGGAGGCCAUUGUUGACUUAUUUAACUCGCGGAUGGAGCAAAUGGAGCGAAAUAUUCAGGAGCAGCAAACAUCCAAACCCUCGCAGCCAAAUCUCGAAACCUUGACACGUGAGUUCUAUGAUUUUAAGCAGCUUAUUUGGAAAUCAGUUGCAAUGUUGAAAAACCAAAUGGAGCUUAUGCUGAUAAGUCUGGACCGUCAUGAAAUGUCCUCUAGAAGAAAGGUCUUAUUAUUGCAUGGUAUUCCCGAAAAUACAGAUGAAGAUGCUAAAACUUUGGUUACAAAAGUCUUCACGGAACAAUUAAAAAUGACGUCAGAUUGUAUCACUAAUAUAUCUGUUGUUCAUCGGCUUGGUUUUGGGCAAACUAAAGCAAGGCCUAUAUUGGUGCGUUUUAUGAGUUAUGCUAUCCGUAGUCAAGUUUGGAAAAGUAAGACUCUUUUAAAGGGGACGCAGGUCACGAUGUCUGAAUUCUUGACAAAAUCAAGGUAUGACACAUUUAAGGCAGCCAGAGCACAUUUUGGAAUUAAGAACUGUUGGACUUCUGAUGGCAAAAUCGUAAUAUUAUUAUCUAAUAAGACGCGUCGCAAGAUCGAACAAAUGAGUGAGUUUCGUCUGUUAAGUACACAGUAUCCAACAAAAGAAAUAAACACGAAAGCCGCGGCGGCCCCGAUGAAGUCGGCUAGGGGAGCUUUGGCCUUCACCAGACGUCAAGUUGCACGUAGGGAUAUGUAAGAUACCGUUUUUGUGGAAUUUUAUACUAUAGUAGUGUUCCUGCCUUGUG